Diplodia corticola is the source of this 1107-nucleotide messenger RNA. RefSeq names its product zinc finger c2h2-type protein. The coding region runs from base 1 to 1107 and encodes 368 amino acids. The record is from RefSeq and is a predicted model, not a curated record. The transcript is spliced from 5 exons. Lineage: Eukaryota; Fungi; Ascomycota; Dothideomycetes; Botryosphaeriales; Botryosphaeriaceae.
AUGCCCAAUGCACUCACCAUUCAGGACAAGACCAAACCGGAUCGAUCGGAAUCAGUUUCCCCCGUCCCAUCUCUUUUGACCCCUUUGUCCAGAGUGGGCAGUGUUGAUCGGGAAGAAAAUGAUCCACGCGCCGCUUCGAAGUCCCCAAAACGACGCAAGAUUGAGGACAUAGACCCAGAUCACGAACCCACGGACGCGUGCGAGCGAACCAGUCGGUACAUCGCGGUGGACGACGAGCACGCCACAACAACGAAGACAUCUGUGAAGAGCGGCGAUCCAAAGAGCAAGAAGCUUGCCUGUCCAUACUACAAGCAGAACCCGAGGAAAGAAGGCAGGCCGGUGGCCUGUGUCCACCCGGGCUUUUCCAGCGUGGCAAGGCUGAAGGAGCACUUGUAUAGAAUCCACAGGCUGCCAAUUGAAUGCCCACGGUGCCAGGAGCAUUUCAGCAGUGAGCAAGAGAGAACAGUCCACCUCAGUGCUUCUCAAAGGUGCACGCCGCAACCGCGGAUUUCGAAUGCUGAAGGGUUUGACAAAGAUCAAGAGCUGAAGUUAAGGACCAAGAAGAGGUCGAAAGGGGAUGGUGAUGAAGAGGAGAAGUGGAGAGGUGUCUUCAAGAUCCUUUUUCCCGACGUUGCACUGGACAAAGUGCCAUCUGCUUACCUCGAACCCGAUGCCGCACUAGCAUCUAGAGAGCGCCCGGCUCAGGAAGUCAAAGUAUUGGAUGGGUUUGAAUCAUUUAGUAGCAAAGAAAUACCUCAGGUUGUCGAGAAAGUGAACAGGAAACGUCUCGCAGAGCAAGCUGUGACUCCACAGCUCCUGGAGUUCAUAGAGAACUGUCAAAGGGAGCUUUUCAACCAGUUUCGUCAUACGGAGGUAUACAAAAACAUCAUCGGUCAGGAAGUGGCUCCGGAAAGCGUCAACUGGGAACAACCUCAAUUUCAGAAACAUCUAAGGGAUCUUCAGCCUUGGACCGCUCUGAGCAGAACUCAGUCUGAAGAAGUGUGGCAUUAUACGUACACCGUAUGCGACUACAGAAUGGUAUGUGGCUAUGCCCCUCCAAAGCAUGCACAAGUGGUCUCGCCGCUACUGGAGCAAGAAAGUUGUUAA